UGGUUUAGUGUUUGAAGCAAAAGGGAGUCAACAGGGAGAGAAGAACUAUCUCAGAGUUGCUCUUGGCCAAGAGUCUAAUGUCCAAACGUGGGGGUUUGUGUGUAAAACACUAUGUCAACUCAAGCAGAGGAGCAAAGGCCUCAGUUACAAUGGCUCUCAUAACAUUCCCCAAACAAAGAGGGUUCUGAGCAGUGAAGAAGGAUGGGGUUUGUAAAAGCGCUCCUGCUGGGACUGUCCACUCUGUCCGCAGCGUGGACUCAGGACCCCCUCGUCCCAACGAUCGACAUUGUGAGUGAGCUGAUGGAGCUGAAAGCUGCUGUCGCCCAGCUGAAAGAGGAGGUGAAAGUGCUGCAGGAAGGUCAGCCAAAAGUAGCAUUCACUGCAACUCUAGAAGUGCCAGGUAGACGUGGACACAUCGGACCCCACAGUAAAGACAUAACGCUGGUCUUCAAACAUGUGAAAACAAACAUUGGUGAAGGUUUCAACUCUACAACAGGAGUGUUCACAGCACCAGUGAGAGGAGUCUACUUCUUCGCCUUCAACUGCUUUGCUGGGGCAUCGAAACCGAUGAGUUCGGCACUGUUUAAAAACAAUGUGAAUGUUGUGUCUAUUUGGGACCAGCCAUCUUCAGGUGACAGUGAGGACAACGGCUUUAACGCUGCCACACUGCUUCUGGAUCCAGGAGACCGUGUUUACAUCAAACUCUGGAAAAACACACAAAUCGCCCUCACUGAUGGUUACUCCACAUUUAGUGGCUUCCUGCUCUACCCCUUAAAAUAAGAAGCAUGAACAUCCAUGAAGAUCAUUAAACUUGAUUCAGUGCUGUAACUUCCCAAAACUGACUGGAGGAUAUGGAAGGUAGAAUUCUAGCCAAAAUGGGAAAGUUCAGUAGGAACUAAUGAUUAUUAGGACUAACAAACAGGGAAUUUAUCUUCAUGUUUGAAACUUGCUUCCGAAUUUUUGUGGAAUAAUUGUUUUUUAAAGAACAGCCAGGCCUUAAAGUCUAUUCUUGGAAAGGUGUUGGAAUUAAGUACUACUUUAUCUAAAUAAUAUAUAGACAUUUAAUUUAGGUCCACAGAUAUCAAUUAAAUAUGUAUAAAUCUUUAUUCAGAAGAAAAGAUGCAUCAAUUAAAUUAUUAUAAACACUGUCCAACAAA
Pygocentrus nattereri (red-bellied piranha) is the source of this 1157-nucleotide messenger RNA. Its product is annotated as complement C1q-like protein 2. The record is from RefSeq and is a predicted model, not a curated record. The coding region runs from base 202 to 780 and encodes 192 amino acids. The transcript has 3 exons. Gene Ontology annotation, molecular function: protein binding. Lineage: Eukaryota; Metazoa; Chordata; Actinopteri; Characiformes; Serrasalmidae.